AUGGCGAUGGCACAUCAACCCCUAAACGAAUUUGAGAUUGAGGAAGCUAGGGAAUGCUUCAAAACGCUGGACCCAGAGAGCAAAGGUGUCACUGCUACCGAGUUGAUGGAAGCCAUGAGAGCUCUUGGUAAAAUCUACAGCGACGAAGAUGUACAGAGGAUGAUAAGCAGUGCUGAUAAGCACGGCAAAGGCAGAGUUGAUUUUCAAGAUUUUUUGGCUCUCCUUGAGAAUCAAAAAGCAAAAGGAUCACAUGAAGCUGCAUUUGUAGAAGUUUUUGAAGCCAUGGACAGUGAUAAGGAUGGGAGCAUCACCGUCCAAGAUAUUGCAAAUUAUAUGGCAUCCAGGGGUGAGAGAAUGCCAGAGGAAGAGAUCAAGGAGAUGGUCCAUGCGGCCGAUGUUUCCGGCGAUGGCAGAGUGAACUAUGAAGAGUUUGUGAAAAUUCUGACCCCUAGUCGCAUCAACACAACCACCUUCCUGUAG
Messenger RNA from Umbelopsis ramanniana AG, 480 nucleotides. RefSeq lists its product as uncharacterized. Gene Ontology annotation, molecular function: calcium ion binding; enzyme regulator activity. NCBI's taxonomy places the organism in Eukaryota, Fungi, Mucoromycota, Umbelopsidomycetes, Umbelopsidales, Umbelopsidaceae. The transcript is spliced from 5 exons. Bases 1 to 480 code for a protein of 159 amino acids. The record is from RefSeq and is a predicted model, not a curated record.